Molecule: messenger RNA, 6045 nt
Organism: Urocitellus parryii (Arctic ground squirrel)
Lineage: Eukaryota; Metazoa; Chordata; Mammalia; Rodentia; Sciuridae
Gene: Znf518a
Product: zinc finger protein 518A
Source: RefSeq, a predicted model, not a curated record
GGGUAAUGGCCGCCAUCAGGGACUCGCAGGCAAUGGGGACCACGACAGAUAAUCAUCUCUUCCUUUGAUCACGGUUGCUGAUUGUGACAUUGUCCAAGCAUUAAAUUGUGUGCCUUUUAUUCCUUCAAGAAAGAGGUGAAAUGAUGUGGGGAAAAUUCUGGUUAUUUUGAAGAUGUCUCGACACAGUAUCAUUUCCUGUUUAAAUUACAGAUAACUUCAGAGAUUUUCAGAACAAAACAAACUGAGAUUUUUAAUUAAAUCAUGCCAUCUGAACAGAAACAGUUUUUUUGUGAUGAAAACCAAACUACAUUUAAAAAAGAAAAUGAUGUGGAAAAGGUGAUAUCUGAUCCUAUCAGAUCAGCACCUAGACCAAAAAUUUCAGAAAGUAGUUUUCAUUAUGAUCUUAAAAAUGUGAAAAUUGAUUUGCCGAAGAUAAAUAUUCCAAAUGAAGUCCUAGUGAAAAGUGAAGUUGACAAAUAUAGAAAAUUAUUUCAGAGUAAACCACAGACUGCAAGAAAAUCUAUCAGUGUAAAGACUGUGAGCUGUGUAGAGGAGUGCAUAUUACUUCAUAAGUGUGAGAGACCUGAAGAAGAGGGUAUAAAAAUGUCUGCAAAAAUACUCAAUUUCAGCUGUUUAAAAUGCCAAGACAGCACUCUGUAUAGCCCAAAUGAUUUGCAGAAACACUUUCAAAUGUGGCACCAUGGUGAAUUGCCUUCAUAUCCUUGUGAAAUGUGCAGUUUUUCAGCAAAUGACUUCCAGAUAUUUAAACAACACAGACGAACCCAUAGGAGCACUUUAGUAAAAUGUGAUAUUUGUAACAAUGAGCGUGUAUAUACUUUAUUGGAUUUGACAAAGCAUUUCACAUCUACACAUUGUGUUAAUGGUAAUUUUCAAUGUGAAAAAUGCCAAUUCUCCACCCAGGAUGUUGGCACAUUUGUCCAGCACAUUCAUAGACAUAAUGAAGUUCAUUAUAAAUGUGGUAAAUGCCAUCAUGUAUGUUUUACCAAAGGGGAGCUUCAGAAGCACCUUCAUGUGCAUUCUGGCACUCUUCCCUUCACUUGUCAAUAUUGUAGCUAUGGUGCCACCCGUAAAGACUAUCUUGUAAGACAUGUUAUAACUUUGCACAAAGAACACUUGUAUGCAAAAGAAAAACUGGAAAAAGAUAAAUAUGAAAAAAGGAUGGCAAACACUUCAUCGGGACUCAAGUUAAUACUGAAAAGAUAUAAAAUAGGUGCAUCAAGGAAGACAUUCUGGAAACGUAAGAAAAUUACUAAUGGAAGUGACAGAAAUAUAGAAGAAAACACUCAAGUGCUUAAUAAAAUGAAUAAAACACAGACCAAAUCUGAAGACCAGAGCUAUCUUGGUGAAGAACAUUUAAAUGAGGAAAAGGGUGAAAGACUACACUGUGAGAAUAGUGAUGAGCCUGCAGAGUUGGAGUCAGGAAAACCAGCUCUUUUGUCCACUGGGCAAUGUAAUAGAGCUGAGGAGGGAUCCAAUGCUACUUCCGGUUUUUUGAAGACUGCUCUACAAGGACCUACAGUAUUAAUGGUGAAAAAUAAUAAAAUAACAAUUCCUGCUAACUAUAGUGCUAAGUUUAUGGGCUUCAAGAUGGUAGAUGGAAAACAGCAUAUUGUAAUAAAAUUGUUGCCCACAAAUAAGCAGAAUUUAUACUCGCCCACCUCACACUCAGAUGCUGCAAAAGACAGUACUACUAAUUUGCAGCCCCAGACUUUGGACACACCUGGAUUUUUAACAGGAGUAACAACUGAGAUAAGUGACACAGUUUAUAUGAAACCACCUCCGUUUUCAUGUUCAUCUCCUGUACUUUCAGGGAAAGUAAUUUCAGAGAAAGAAAUGGCUUUUAUAUCAGAAAAGAAUAACAUGCUUCCAACAAUGGAUUAUGGCAAAAGUGUAUCUUCUUUACCAACAACAUCAGAAUUGGUUACUAUGUCAGUGACCACAAAAGUUGAAGCAAGAGAUAAUGUUGACUUAUGGGGAAAUCAUAUCAUUCAGAGUCAUCCUGAGGUGUUAGGUACUACCAUUAAAAGUCCAGACAAAGUCAACCAUACUACCAAACCAAAUGCAUACAACAGUGGAGAUAUGCACAACUAUUGCAUUAAUUAUGUCAAUUCUGAGUUACCUGUUGAGUCCUCCAACCAAGGAUCAUUGCCUUUUCAUAAUUACUCAAAAGUGAAUAACUCAAAUAAACGUCGAAGGUUUUCAGGAACAGCAAUGUGUGAAAACCUUCAGAGAGAAUCUUCAAGCAAAACAGUUCAGCAACCAGUUAGUGAGACAGCUUUAUCCCUAGUGAGGAAGGAGAGCUCAAACCCAGAUAGCCUGUUAUCAUCUGUCAGCUUUUUAAAUGAUAAAGAUGGAAUUUUAAAAAUGAAAGCUGAAGUUGAAGAACAAUGUGUUUUAGAAAAAGGACAAAACAUUGAGGGACAAAACCUGUACACUAAUGAAAACCAAAACUUAGAGAAUGUAACUGAAAAAUCUAACUGGAAUGACAUUUCUAGUGUCGAUUCACCUCUGAUGCCUAGAAUUACAUCUGUUUUUUCUCUCCAGAGCCAACAGGCAUCCGAAUUUUUGCCCCCUGAAGUAAACCAAUUGCUUCAAGAUAUAUUAAAACCAAAAUCUGAUGUAAAACAAGACUCUGACAUUCCAAAUCAAAGCCUGUCACUUCAUUGUGACCAGUCAUUUCAGAAACACGAGGGAGAAGGCACAAUAGUUGAAUCUUCAAAAGACUUCAGAAGGCAAGGCAUCUUCCCACUUCUCUCUAGUAAUGGAGGUGUUGAUGUGCCCCCAAAUGAUCUGAAUUUAAAAUGUAAUGGAAAGGAAAAACAAGUGCUAUCUGUAUCACAAGAUGUGAGAGAUUCAGAGAAGACACCUAGAAUUUCAGGUAUUGGCACAUUACUUAAGACUCAGUCAGAUGCAAUAAUAACACAGCAGCUUGUAAAGGACAAACUACGAGCCACUACACAAAAUUCAGGUUCUUUAUAUAUGCAGAGUCCACUUCUAAACUCAGAACAUAAAAAAACUAUAUUUGUUCAAACUCCAAAAGGUUUUUUUAUACCACUGCAUGUUGCCAAUAAGCCUGGAUUCCAUGUUUUUUCAGGAAGAUCACGUCCACUAGUUAAUACACAAGGUGUACCUCCUCUUUUAAACAAGAAGCCUGGGAUGAUUUUGACAUUUAAUAGUGGGAAACUUGAAGGUCUUUCUACUGUAAAAACUGAGAGUGCUCAAGUUUGUGGAACUGUGACCAAGGAUCCUUGCAAAACAUCUUUUUUAAAGGUAGAACAAAACAACAAUUGUCUAACACCUGCAUUUUGUUCCAGCAUUGGCAGUUGUUUGAGCAUAAAAAGUAGCUCAGAAAAUACAUUGCCAUUAAAAGGCCCUUACAUUAUUAAAACAUCAGCAAGUUCUUCAGUGAAAGCUAUUCCUAUUCCCAAUGCAUUGUCUGAGCAGCAGGGAACAAAGUUAAAUAUCUUGGAUUCAGUAAAACCUCAGAAUGAAAUUUUUUCAAAAACACCACUUUAUACCCUCUUGCCUGAUGGCACACAAGCUGUUUUUUUAAAGUGUGUGAUGCCAAAUAAUGCUGAGCUGCUUAAGCCUAAGUUAGUCCAAAAUAGUUCUUAUUAUCAAAAUAUACAGCCAAAGAGACCUGAAGGAACAUCACAAAAAAUAUUGCUGAAAAUUUUUAACCCUGUGUUAAAUGUGACUGCUGCUAAUAAUCUGUUAGUUAGCAACUCUGCAUCCUCACCACAGAAAGACGGUGUACCAUCUAAUCAGACUAUAGGUGGAGAGCAGAAAGAGCCAGAAUCUUCUAGAGAUGCCUUACCGUUCUUAUUAGAUGAUUUGAUGCCAGCAAAUGAAAUUGUUAUAACCUCUACUGCAACAUGCCCUGAGUCUUCUGACGAACCAGUAUGUAUCAGUGACCAUUCAGAGGCCAGGGUAUUAAGAUGUAAGACAAAUUGUACAAUUGAGAGAAAUUUCAAUAGAAGAAAGACUUCCCAAAAAAAUUUUUCAAAAAUAAAAACAAGUGUAAGAAAUAAAGAUUCUGAAACUGCCUUUGUAGCUAGAAACAGAAACUGUAAACGAAAGUCUAGGGAUAGUUCCCAAGAACCUCCAAGAAAAAAAUCAUCAUUGCAUAGAAAGUGUAAAGAAAAGGCUAAAACUGAAGAUGUUCGUGAAACAUUUGGAUUUAGCAGACCUAGGCUUUCAAAAGAUUCAGUUAGAACUUUGCGGCUUUUCCCUUUUAGUUCCAAACAGCUUGUGAAAUGUCCUAGGAGAAACCAACCAGUUGUGGUUUUAAAUCAUCCUGAUGCAGAUGCACCAGAAGUAGUGAGUGUGAUGAAAACUGUCGCUAAAUUUAAUGGACGUGUACUUAAAGUUUCAUUGUCAAAAAGAACUAUGAAUGCUUUACUGAAACCAGUUUGUUAUAACCCUUCAAAAACAACUUAUGAUGAUUUUUCUAAGAGGCACAAAACAUUUAAACAUGUUAGUUCUGUGAAAGAAAGGUUUGUGCUAAAAUUAACACUCAAAAAGACAAGCAAAAACAAUUAUCAGAUUGUAAAAACUACCUCUGAAAAUGUUUUGAAAACUAAGUUUAAUUGUUGGUUUUGUGGUAGAGUAUUUGACAAUCAGGACGCUUGGGCUGGUCAUGGUCAGAGACAUUUAAUGGAAGCCACUCGGGAUUGGAAUAUGUUAGAAUAAGGUAUUGUAAUUACCAAGGAAAAGAAAAGCAACAUUACCUUAGAAGAAAACACUGGGUUGAAGUACCAUACUACAUGCAGCUUUUACUUGGUAUAGUUCCUGAAAUUAAAUGUUUUAAAAGUCAUAUGUUUUUAGAAGAGCAAAAGCUUUAUGUGUGGUACUUGAAAAUGCCAUCGUUGCACACAUAAGUUUUGGAAGAAACUAAUCAGCACAGAUGUACCUUGAUUUUUUUUAAAGAUGUGUUUGUGGGAAGUUAGGGCUAAAGAAAAUUUUGAUAAAAAGUUUUCCCAAUUUACUUCUUUAGAGACUCUUAGUAGAGGGUAAUGGCCGCUCCAUUCCCUCUCUUCUUCCACCAGCCUUAUAAAUCUGAUAUAUACAGCUCCUCUGAAGAUGGAGAGCUCUUUCACGAAGGAGUUGAGAAAUUUCUCCUCACUUGUGAAGAUAUACUGAGAGCUUGGGUAAAAAAGUUACUUGACAUUUGCUAAAUACAGUUUAAAGGGUAUUAGACUCCUUUGAAAGUAUCUUUUAACUUACUAUAGUUACUACAUCUUAAAUAAAGCUCAGAGUAUGGGGCAAGUAAACCCUGUAUUAUGUUAAGUUCUCUUCUAUGUCAAAAAUUGGAACAUCCUCCCAAUGUGAUUUUGAUUUUCUAAAUGGCCAUGUCAAGUAUUGCAAUAGAUGGGCAGUCUCAAGAGAAUCUCUUUGUCUAGUUUCAAGUCCAGUUAAAGAAUUUCAACGUUUUCCUUAGGCUGAUUAUAUUCUCCAAUGAUCCCAUUGCACAGAAGUGUGCUUAUCUGAAUUAAACUGUUUCCCAAAAACCAAGUGACCAUCUUUUCCUGAUUACCAUCCCUUAACCGUGGAACAUAGAAACACUUCUAAGGGAAUAGAUUUUCUUGAAAAUUAACAUUUUUUUUUUUUUACAGAGAUGAUAUUUUGAAGCACGAUUAGCAAGGCAGAUCAUAUUUUUGUCAGUUUAAUUAGUAUUAUUAUCUGAACAUGUCCAAAUUAGGACAAACCAUUUUUGUUAGCAACUUUUCAGUAUAAUGGACAACCCAAAGCAGAUAUAUACUAAUUGUUGAUGUUGGAAAAUGGGGAAGAAUUAACACUGGACUCUGGUAGUUCAUAAAACUUCAGGACGGAUUCCUAAGGAACAUGCCCAAAGGAGUUUCUGAGUGAACAUUUUCAUAACAAUCAAUAGAUUUAAAUUUUUCACCUUGUAAGUUUGGAUCAAAUUUUGUUGGAUCAUUGGGUAAUGAAGUUCUUAUAUUACAAAAUUGUGUGUUUUAUGGUUUUUGUUAUAUUGUUACUAUAAGUGUUAAAUGAUAUUUUCAU